AUGAUUGGAGGGUCUUUUCGGAGAAGGAAGUCACAGCGGACGGAAGAAUUGCCGUUGGGCACCGUGUUGGCGUCCUUCGUCGAGGAGCUUUCGAGGACUGCCUCCAUUCCAGAACCAGAGGAAGGUCCGGCCAAGGAGAAGUGGUACUCACGGUGCAAACUCAUCAACGACCUGUUCGGCGCUCAGAAGGCCCGUGGGCAUGGUGUUCUCCAGCCUCCGGUCAGUGGGUCGAAGUACCAGGGGCUGGAGGGAAGAACGGUCUCCAUUGAAGACGCGACCGUGUACGUCUUCAAUGAAUGGUUGGAGAGAGGAACGUGGGCCGAGACUAGCAUCCAGAUGCAGACGUGGAAAGAGCAGCGGGAAGCUUGGGCGAGUGAGGGAUUGAGUACGGCUGAUCAGCUGCGCAGGGAGGGGGAGGCAAUGGCGGACAUGGUGAGGGCGCUCCCCGUGUUUGUCGUUAGAGGGUUGUCCGGGGCGUACUACUCGGAAACGCAGCUAAAGUACGCUACGGGGACCAAUGCCCACCCGUUCCAGCUGUACCAGAUGUUGCGUGAUUCGGCAAAUAGAAAAGAAAGGGAAGGUGCGGUUGGGACGCCACACGAAGAGCGAGAAGGCGACGUCGGGGCACAGGACUUGGGAUGGCGGCCGCUGGGAGAUAGAGACGAGGAGUCGGAGUUUGAGGUGGCGAAGGAAGUGGAAGGCGAGGGUGUCUCAAACGGCGCCCGAGCUUUCGAUUCGGAAGCGGCGGCGGCCGGCGCAGGGGGUUCGCGUUCUGCCACGGCCAAUCAAGAGAAUGCAGACGUCGAUUCGGGGGAAACGGAGACGGACUUGGAAGGGGAAAGCGAGAUCGAGGAGAGCGAGUCCGAGGAGGGGGGUUCGGAGAGCGAGGACUUAGGGUCGGUGGACUUGGAGAAGGAGGAAGAAGAGAUCGGAGGAAGCUCGUUCUAUGAGAAGCCGGGCAGGAAGACGACGGGUAAGGCGCCGGUUAAGGGUCUUGGCAAUAUGGGUCGUGGGUUCUGGGAGGACUUCUGGAUCCCGGGAGAGGCGGUCGUGAUGGCGAUCAGAUAUGACGCCAAGAUCGCUGAAAAGUUCAAGGCAAAGCACAACCUCUGGCUUCUUAGCGUUCUUUCCCGCUUCUUUCCUACGACUAUCCCGUUCCCUACAUCGGAUCACGAGGUUCUCUUUUCUGAGAAUCUCGUCAGGCGGGCAUUGCCAGAAGCCUUUGAUGAGCCGGGGCGAAACAUGAUGGUCGAGGCGAUGUAUGUCAGCGAGGGCUUGCCGGUCGACAAAACCGGCUAUGCAAGCUCCCAACAGCUGAUGAGUAUGGUAGUGAAGCUUAGAGGACCCGAGUGGGAAGGCGAAGGACUAACGGGCGGCGGAGAAAGCGGAGCGGCAGGAACGGGAGACGAGAGCGAGAUGCAAGCUUUCAAGAGAGCGAGGGCGGAGUUUAGACAGGAUGCGGGAUUGAUAGCAGAGCACGAGGCUAUGAUUGAGCAGGUGAAAGCAAAGCGGGGGAAAUUCUAG
Klebsormidium nitens is the source of this 1524-nucleotide messenger RNA. Lineage: Eukaryota; Viridiplantae; Streptophyta; Klebsormidiophyceae; Klebsormidiales; Klebsormidiaceae. The record is from the annotation of a GenBank genome assembly.